AUGACAAGAGUCUGCUAUUUCUACGAUCAUAACGUGGGUGAAUUCGACUACGGGUUCGGACAUCCAAUGAAACCGUUGCGCAACAAGUUGGUCCAUCACCUCAUAAUGGAGUAUGGCAUAUACCAACGCCUCAACAUUUACAAGCCUUGGAGAGCAACAAACGAGCAACUGGAAAUGUUCCACUCAAAAGACUAUAUUGACUUUUUGCAGAGAGUCACACCAGAGAUGGCGCAACUCCAGCACUUCAGAAGAUCAUUGGAAGAGUUCAACUUCACCGACGAUUGUCCAGUUUUUGACGGACUUUACCCGUUUGUCCAAACUGUAGUUGGGAGUUCGUUGGGCUGCGCCAUGAAAAUUAAUGAGCGAGCUGCUGACGUUUGUGUGAACUGGUCUGGCGGACUUCACCACGCCAAAAAGUCACAAGCCUCUGGAUUUUGUUACAUCAACGACAUUGUGUGUGCGAUUUUGGAGCUGCUCAAAGUGCACUCGAGGGUACUUUAUAUUGACAUUGAUCAUCACCACGGAGAUGGAGUAGAAGAGGCGUUCAAAGCGACGAACAGGGUGAUGACAUUAUCUCUACACAAAUAUGGCGACAACUACUUCCCAGGAACCGGAGACGUGGACGAGGUUGGUGUUGACGAAGGCAAAAAUUACUCAAUCAAUGUCCCACUGAAAGACGGUAUAAACGACGAUUAUUAUCACAAACUUUUCAACCCAAUAAUUGACCGAGCGAUGGAAGUUUUCCAGCCAGGUGCUGUCGUCAUGCAAUGUGGAGCCGACAGUUUGAAUGGUGACAGGCUUGGUUUCUUCAAUUUAAGUAUCCAAGGCCAUUGUGAGUGCAUGAAAAGGGUCAAAGCCUUUGGUCUGCCAAUGAUUCUAGUUGGUGGUGGCGGAUAUACUGUCAGCAAUACCGCUCGGUGUUGGUGUUAUGAGACUGCUGCUGCGUGUGAUCUAACCAUCCCAGACCAGAUACCAGUGAAUGAUUAUCUUGAGUAUUACGUUCCUGACUUGAAGAUUACUAUUCCCACGAGUGCCCAAAUGAAAAAUUGCAAUUCCCGAAAUUAUUGUGAUGAUAUCUUAGGAAAAGUCAUGCAAGUUUUAGAGGAAGUUGGGAACUCAACACUUCCGAGUUUACAGUUCAAGGCCCCACCAAGACAUGACGAACACACUAUAGAUAUGGAAGUGGACGAGGAUAUGAACACGUUCGACGACGCGGUUAAGGGAUUCACUCGGGACAUCCCAAUGAAUAUGGACAACGAAGACGUCCUCAAAAUGUACACGGAACCACUCCCCAUCUUCCCGAAGUCAAAAUUGUUCUGUACAGACAAGGAUAUGAAGUUCUUUGAGUGA
Molecule: messenger RNA, 1350 nt
Organism: Entamoeba invadens IP1
Lineage: Eukaryota; Evosea; Mastigamoebida; Endamoebidae
Product: histone deacetylase, putative
Exons: 4
Coding region: 1-1350 (449 amino acids)
Molecular function (GO): histone deacetylase activity
Source: RefSeq, a predicted model, not a curated record